Papaver somniferum (opium poppy) is the source of this 894-nucleotide messenger RNA. RefSeq lists its product as uncharacterized. The transcript has 2 exons. The coding region runs from base 1 to 894 and encodes 297 amino acids. Gene Ontology annotation, molecular function: protein dimerization activity. NCBI's taxonomy places the organism in Eukaryota, Viridiplantae, Streptophyta, Magnoliopsida, Ranunculales, Papaveraceae. The record is from RefSeq and is a predicted model, not a curated record.
AUGUCGUAUAGCAAAGGAGCUGUUGCUGACAUAGUCAAAGACCUUAUACAAGGAACACCAUUUUGGGAGGUUGGGAAAGAGCUAAUUUCAGCCAUGGAGCCAUUGGUAAAGGUAUUACGGUUAGUCGACGGUGAUGGGUCAACUUCAGGAUACAUUUAUGAAGCAACAGAUAGAGCACGAAAGGCAAUUAAAAAACUAUGUGAAGAGGAUCCUGUUAAGUACAUGGUUAUAUGGGAAUUGUUUGAAUUCAGAGCGAAAUAUAACUUGCUUCAUCAGGUUCAUGCUGCUGCCAUGUAUUUGAACCCUUGCUUCAUGUUUGAUGGAAAGAUUUUAUAUACUAAUGAAGAUGUGCGCGCUUCCUUCUCAUAUAUUUAUGACAAUCUGAUUGAUACUACUGAAAGAACCAAGUUUUCUCAAGAGCUUUUACUCUAUAAUGGAAAGCAUCCAAAUAUUUUUACAAACAUCUCCAUAGAUCAAAUGAAUGCUUGUCAUCCGACAAAUGGAGGCUCUGUUCUUAUACUAAGAAAGAUUUCUAUUCGUUUAUUAAGUCAUCCAUGUGCUUCUUCUGCAUGUGAACGUAACUGGAGUGCUUUCGAUGCGACACAAACGAAAAAGAGGAACAGAUUGACACCACAAAUGCUGGAAGAUCUUGUGUACAUAAGGGUGAAUUCUUUAAUGCUGAAAAAUUCCGUGAAAUUUGAGUUACAAGAUAGAGAGCCAAUUAGUCUUGAAAACCUCGCAGAGUGGGACACUGAAUUUGUUGAUGGAAAUCUAGAUGAAGCUAUAGAUGAAGGUUUUGUAGCCAUUGCUCAAAGUGACAUGAAUGCUUCUUGGAUGGAUAGAAUGUGUAGCGGCAUUGGGACGUCUUUGAGAAUGAAUUAUCGUCGUCAGUAG